UUAUAUAUUUUCCUUGGCUCAUUGUCUGUUGUCACAGUAUGUGGGAACCUUCUUGUAAUAACCUCCAUCAUUUACUUCAAACAGCUCCACACUCCUACAAAUUCUCUUGUUCUUUCUUUGGCUAUGGCUGACCUGCUCGUUGGUGUUCUAGUGUUUCCUUUCAGCAUGGCUUUCUCUCUCAGCUUAUGUCUGUAUCAGGAAAACAUUUUUUGCAAAAUACGAGAUAGUUUUGAUAUAACACUGUGCACAUCUUCUAUUAUGCACUUGUGUUGUAUUUCUAUUGACAGAUAUUAUGCAGUGUGCCAGCCUCUGACAUAUACAACUAAAAUAAAUCAUAAUGCUGCUGUGGUCAUGAUCCUGGUGAGCUGGACUGCUUCUGUGACAAUAGGAAAUUGCUUCACUUUUGUAAAGUUAGAAAAACAUUCAGUCAAUGUUGUAGCAAACACUAUGAGCUUUGUUUUUGCAUUUUACCUCCCAGUGAUCAUAAUGCUCUGCAUCUACCUGAAGAUUUUCUUUGUUGCGCAGAGACAGGCACGCAGCAUCCAAAACACAAAGUCUGGAGCAACUGUCAGUAAGAUGGAGAGUAAGGCCACCAAAACUCUGGCUAUUGUUAUGGGAGUUUUUCUGAUGUGCUGGUUUCCUUUCUUUUUUUGUGUCACCAUUCUUACUUUAAUCGUUUCAGUUCCAAUUCCUGUGCUUGAAACACUUAACUGGUUUGUACUGUCAAAUUCAACACUGAAUCCAUUUAUUUAUGCUUUCUUUUACAGCUGGUUCAGAUCAGCUUUCAGACUCAUUAUUUCUGGAAAAAUAUUUCAAGGUGACUUUUCCAUUUCAAAACUGUGA
Molecule: messenger RNA, 843 nt
Organism: Monopterus albus (swamp eel)
Lineage: Eukaryota; Metazoa; Chordata; Actinopteri; Synbranchiformes; Synbranchidae
Product: trace amine-associated receptor 1-like
Exons: 1
Biological process (GO): G protein-coupled receptor signaling pathway
Cellular component (GO): membrane
Molecular function (GO): trace-amine receptor activity
Source: RefSeq, a predicted model, not a curated record